AUUGUAAAGGGUGCCUCGGGACUGUCCAUCAUUUUAAAGGGUGCCUCGGGACUGUCCAUCAUUGUAAAGGGUGCCUCGGGACUGUCCAUCAUUUUAAAGGGUGCCUCGGGACUGUCCAUCAUUUUAAAGGGUGCCUCGGGACUGUCCAUCAUUUUAAAGGGUGCCUCGGGACUGUCCAUCAUUGUAAAGGGGGCCUCGGGACUGUCCAUCAUUGUAAAGGGGGCCUCGGGACUGUCCAUCAUUGUAAAGGGUGCCUCGGGACUGUCCAUCAUUUUAAAGGGUGCCUCGGGACUGUCCAUCAUUUUAAAGGGUGCCUCGGGACUGUCCAUCAUUUUAAAGGGGUGCCUCGGGACUGUCCAUCAUUGUAAAGGGUGCCUCGGGACUGUCCAUCAUUUUAAAGGGUGCCUCGGGACUGUCCAUCAUUGUAAAGGGUGCCUCGGGACUGUCCAUCAUUUUAAAGGGGGCCUCGGGACUGUCCAUCAUUGUAAAGGGUGCCUCGGGACUGUCCAUCAUUUUAAAGGGUGCCUCGGGACUGUCCAU
Messenger RNA from Staurois parvus, 540 nucleotides. The record is from the annotation of a GenBank genome assembly. NCBI's taxonomy places the organism in Eukaryota, Metazoa, Chordata, Amphibia, Anura, Ranidae.